This is a messenger RNA of Lentinula edodes (shiitake mushroom), 1335 nucleotides long. RefSeq lists its product as uncharacterized. Bases 221 to 958 code for a protein of 245 amino acids. NCBI's taxonomy places the organism in Eukaryota, Fungi, Basidiomycota, Agaricomycetes, Agaricales, Omphalotaceae. The record is from RefSeq and is a predicted model, not a curated record. The transcript has a single exon.
GAAUACCAGAGGUGCGAAUUGAAGUGCUUUUGUCUUCAACUCACAACAAGCCACCCUAGCUAUACAACCUUGUGCAGAGAACAAGAAUGUUUCCAUCUCAUUGUCCUGGCUUGUCUUAAGUUGCUAUGGACUCCUAGCAUCCUCCUAUAAAGAGGCCUGCAAUGGACGAAUCAUACUCAGUAAUAAUUCAUAACCUCGCUUCAGAACCUCUACUAAUACUAUGGGUCAAUUCUUCUACCUUAUCAACCUCGACAAACGACAGAACAAGGGAGACUUCGAGCCAUUUUAUGGCUGCUACUCGAUCCUCGAUCUUCUUCUUCACAAAGACCCAAAGCAAAGCUGGGCUGGCGACAGGAUUAUCGUGUUGGGUGAUGAAAUAGAUACCCGGUACGACGUUCCUGAACGCUGGGAAUCAGCUAGACCAUCCCUGCGCACGCUUUGCAUCCAGGCGCUCAAGGACGAUGAUGAUGAUGAUGAUUAUGAUAACGUCGGUGCUAAUGAUGAAGAUAUAGAGGGUGGGAGCGAUACAGAAGUAAAUGAGGACGAGGAGGACGCAGCAGACGGGACGGGUAAAGACUCGGACAAAGAGAACAAGGCAGCUAUGACGGAAAACGCGGGAGGCGACGUGGAUGACAACGGCACAAGGCACGAGCUCAGAAAGCAGAAGCAUACGUCGGGCGAGGUCAGUAAGGAUACAAUUUCUUUGAAAAGCUCCAGCGAAGCAUAUAUUGAGGCAAAGGACGCGGAGAACCAGGAGAAUAAUUUCCAAGUCGAGGACUCGAAGGUCCUGUCUACAUUCACUGUGCCUCCCCUACGUGGCAAAGAAAUAGGAAACAAUCAUGUCUUGAGAAACCUCUCAAACUUCGAAUAUGUUCGUGGCAAUGCAUUAGCUGUCCGCAAGUGCGAUUUGGACGAGCAGCCCGGUGGCAAGUCACCUAUAGAUUUGUUGCUCUCGUAGGAUUACUGAAUUCUAAUGACAGAAGAAGAGAACGACGCGUCCCGCGAUCGGUCGGAUAUUCAGUUGCCCCAUCUUGCAGACGUUGCUAUCAUGCAGAUUACCUGGGCAAGUCCCCGAAAACGCACUGGGUGUCCGGAUGAGUGGCCUAGUCGGUACAUGGUCAAUCGCGGUCCAUGGGCAGGAGACCGUUUGGAUGUAGCGGAAAUAGACUUUGACCGAGAGGGACAUGACUGGACGGAUGUUAGUGAUAAAGUGGCCCGCAGACUGUUUCGAUUGUGGCGCCCGAAUUCAUAUGAUGAAGAUAUGAAUGGAUACGUUCGUGAUAGGUAGGCAUUCUUAAACCUAUCUCAGAAACUUGUUGAUUCAAUGACAUCGAA